Dichomitus squalens LYAD-421 SS1 is the source of this 3783-nucleotide messenger RNA. RefSeq lists its product as uncharacterized. Bases 285 to 3683 code for a protein of 1132 amino acids. Gene Ontology annotation, molecular function: metalloendopeptidase activity; metal ion binding. Gene Ontology annotation, cellular component: mitochondrion; cytosol. The record is from RefSeq and is a predicted model, not a curated record. The transcript is spliced from 13 exons. Gene Ontology annotation, biological process: peptide catabolic process. Lineage: Eukaryota; Fungi; Basidiomycota; Agaricomycetes; Polyporales; Polyporaceae.
UUUGCUCCGACGCCUCAUUCUCGUUCUCAUCGGAGCCAGAUUGUCUCUCCAGGCGGCCCCUCGAAUCUUGAUGCUCUGCAGUUGUAUGCCGUAAGCGGAUGACAGAAAGGACAAUUGCCAGCGUCGUAGCCUGAUUCUCCCACCUGCAUCCGACGCGCAUGUUGCGACUCCUCGCACAUUCAGCUCGACCUCGUCUCGCAGCUUAUCUUCGCGUUCCUGCGUCGGUUUCCCCAGUCUUGCUAUCGUGCUCUCGGAACAGCCUAUCCCUCCGGUCAGGCUUCGCAAUGGUCGCUUUCCCCUCAGAUUCUGCUGGUGCUUGGACGCGCGUUACGUCCGGGAAAAUACCCUACGAUGUCUACACGAAGCCCAUCAACAAGUCUCCGCAGGACGAUCGGGAGUACAGGCUGAUUAGGCUGGACAACGGGUUGCAGGCCAUGCUUGUGCAUCACGCGAAGGCGGACAAGUCCGCCGCUAGUUUGGAUGUGGCUGUCGGACACUUGUACGACCCGGACGACAUGCCCGGCCUCGCGCACUUCUGUGAACAUCUGCUGUUUAUGGGUACGGAGCAAUAUCCGAAGGAGAACGAGUAUUCAGAGUACCUCUCCAAGAACGGCGGCAGCUCCAACGCGUACACUGGCACCUCGAAUACGAACUACCACUUCAACGUCUCCCCCACAGCACUCCCAGGCGCGCUCGCCCGCUUCGCCGGCUUCUUCCACUCACCGCUCUUCGCGCCCUCAUGCACCGUCCGCGAGCUAAACGCCGUCGACUCCGAGCACAAGAAGAACCAUCAGAGCGAUGUGUGGCGCAUCUUCCAGGUCAACAAGCAUCUCAGCAAGGACGGGCACCCCUGGCGCAAAUUCGGCUCUGGGAACAAGGAGAGCCUCUCGCAGGUCGGCAAGGACCUGAAGGCGAAGGGGCUGCUGAACGGCAAUGGCGCUAUCAAGAGCGUGGACGGCUCGCUGGCCGCUAACUCGACUUUGUCGAGGGCGGCUUCCCCCGCGCCGUCGGUCAGCUCUGCUAUCAGCGAGUCUGAGGGCGAUGGGGGCGUCGUCGGUCGGGAGACUCGUCGCAGGUUGGUCGAGUGGUGGAGCAAGGAGUACUGCGCGAGCAGGAUGCGUCUUUGCAUCAUCGGCAAAGAGUCACUGGACGAGCUCUCGGAGAUGGCUGCCGACUAUUUUUCACCGAUACCCAACCGUGGUCAAGAGCCGCUACCUAUGAUACCCGACCACCCUUUCGGACCGAACGAGAUGGGCACACUUGCUUCGGUACAAACGGUCAUGUCAUUCCACGCCUUGGAGAUCAGCUUCCCUCUACCGCACCUACCGCCGUACUGGAAGUACAAGCCUGCUGGCUUCCUGGCCCACUUCCUCGGCCACGAGGGACCUGGCUCCCUCCACUCGCACUUGAAGCAGAAGGGCUGGAUAACCGGCCUCAGCGCUGGCCCACAGAAUCUCGCCCGCGGCUUCGCCAUGUUCAAGGUCACGCUCUACAUGACGCCCGAAGGCUUUGAGAACUACGAGAGCCUCGUGCAAUCCGUCUUCAAGUACAUUGCCUUGCUAAAAGCAUCGGAGUUCCCACCCUGGCAGCAGCGCGAGCGCAGCCUCAUUAGCGCGACCCGCUUCCGCUUCGCAGAGAAGCGCCGUCCCGACGACUACGCCGUCUGGGUGUCCGAGCACAUGGCCUGGCCCGUCCCGCGUGAGCUCAUUUUGAGCGCCCCACAGCUCGUCGAGGAGUGGGACGUGAACGAUCCCGUGAAUGGUGGGGAGAGCGAGGUGCGCGAGAUCCUCGACUCGCUCACGAUCGAGCGCUCGCGGACCGUGCUCAUGGCAAAGGCGGAGGAGCACGAGCGCGUGAGAGGGAAGGAUCUUACGUGGGAGAAGGAGCCGUGGUACGGCACACCGUACCGCGUCGAGAGGUUCAGCGAGGAGUUUGUCCAGAAGGCGAACCAGCCGAACGACAUCGAGGAGCUGUACCUCCCUGGUCCCAACGAGUUCAUCCCAACCAACCUGAACGUUGAGAAGCGCGAGGUGGAGAAGCCUGCGAAGCGCCCAUUCCUCAUCCGCGAGACACCUCUCUCGUCUUUGUGGUUCAAGAAGGACGAUCAGUUCUGGGUGCCCAAAGCUCAGGUCGUCAUGGACCUCAGGACCCCGGUAGCCUGCGCAUCUGCACGCGCAACGGUCAUGACCAGAUUGUUCUCGGAUCUUGUAACUGACUCUCUGACCGAAUUUGCGUACGACGCCGACCUUGCGGGCCUAACCUACGGUCUGAGCAGUCAGUCGCUCGGCCUGUACAUCACCCUGAACGGCUACAAUGACAAACUCCAUGUUCUGGCUAAGGACGUCCUGGAGCGGACGAGGAACCUCAAGGUUCAGCCCGAUCGGCUCGCCGUCAUGAAGGACCAGGCCAAACGGGAAUACGAAAAUUCGUUGCUUGGUUCGCCGUUCCGUCUGUCGAACUACUACAUCCGGUACCUAUUAUCGGAACGUGAAUGGACUCCGGACGAGCUGUUGGCUGAAGUCACUUCGGUCACCCCGGAGGAGCUUCAGGCAUAUAUUACUUCGUUGCUGUCGAAGCUGCACAUCCGAAUGGCGGUUGUCGGCAACAUGUACAAGGACGAAGCUUGCAAACUGGCGGAGAUGGCUGAGGACAUUCUCAGGUCAGAACCUUUGCCGGCAGACCAGCUGUGGAAUCUGUCGCUCGUCCUUCCGCGUGGUUCCAACCAUGUUUGGUCCGCGCCGGUGCCUAACAAAAACGAAGCGAACAACGCCCUAACGUACUACAUGUCGAUCGCGAAAGCAGGCGACAGGCGUCGUCAAGUGCUCGCUGCGCUGGUCGCGCAUAUCCUCUCGGAGCCUGCGUUCAACAUCCUGCGCACCCGUGAGCAGCUAGGGUACAUCGUUUCGGCUUCGCACUGGCACAUGACUGGUGGCGGACAGACCGGCCUUGGCAUCAUAGUGCAGAGCGAGCGCGAGCCGAAGUACCUGGAGCAGCGCGUGGACGCCUUCCUAGGCGAGAUGCGGGAGAAGAUCGCGUCUAUGAGCGACGAAGAGUUCUCUGAACACAAGGUCGCGCUCCAGAAGCAGUGGCGGGAGGCUCCGAAGAACCUCACAGAGGAGCUGAACCGGUACUGGCCGCAAAUUGAGUGGGGAUACCUCGACUUCUACAGACGGGACCUUGAUUCCGAGCUCAUUGAAGGUGUGACGAAGGAGGAAGUGCUGUCGCUCUUCCGCUCCGCCAUCGACCCAUCCUCCACGGAGCGGGCCAAGCUUUCGGUGCACCUGAAGUCCCAAAAGCCGCGUCCGGCGAAGAUCAGCGUUGCUGCCAUGGAGGCAUUCGCCCGGAAGGUCGCGGAAAAGGGAUACACGGUGGACGAGCAGGCGUGGCGGAACGCCCUCGCAUCAGACGGCGACGCCGCACUGGACAAAUUUGGAAGCUACUGGCGGGAUGCGCUCCUGGCUCAGGCUGCGACCGUCCCUCCAGAGGUUGCGCAGAGCCUGACUGCCGAGGUACCAGUACUGCUCAAGGAGUACCCUUCAGGGGAUGAAGGCAAGGAUGACGUCGCGCUCGACGAGAGGGUGGCGUUCAUCCAAGAUGCCAAAGCAUUCCGUGCUUCGUUACCUGUGUCGGAGCGGCCGCGGCCAUUGGUUGAAUGGGGCGAUCUUCCUACGUCAAGAUAUUGAUGAACGUAGAGAUUCCUUGGAUACUCAUGUGUAGCGAUAGAUUAGCAUUAUUGUCCAUGGAUAAUUGGGCAUUGUUUAUGGCUAACAAUGUAUGUCGCCG